CCUUCAUUUUUUAAGAAUGAAGAUGUUAGUAGUUUUCAUUGUGAUACGUGUGAAAUUGCUAAACAUCAUAGACUAUCAUUUCCAUUGAGUAAUACAAGAUCUACUAGACCUUUCUCUUUGAUACAUACUGAUAUUUGGGGGCCUUGUAGAGUUUCUAGUAUUUCUGGAGCAAAAUGGUUUGUCACAUUCAUUGAUGAUUGUACUAGAACUACGUGGUUAUUUCUUAUGAAAGAAAAAUCAGAAGUAAGCAGUAUUUUUCCAAUGUUUCAUAAAAUGAUUUGUACACAAUUCGGAAGUUUGAUUAAAAAAGUAAGAUCUGACAAUGCAAGAGACUAUUUUAAUCAAAUUCUCUCAUCUUUUUUCCAAAAAGAGGGUAUAAUACAUGAGUCAUCUUGUGUAGACACAACCCAACAAAAUGGGAUUGCUGAACAGAAAAAUAGAUAUUUACUCAAUGUGACUCGAGCAGUUUUGUUUCAACAUAAAGUUCCAAAAACCUUUUGGGGGGAGGCUGUUUUAACGGCUGCACAUUUGAUGAAUAGAGUACCUUUCAAAGUGCUAAAUAAUCAGAGUCCCAUUGCUGCUCUUUCUGUUUUUUACCCUGAUUUUAAUGUCUCUUGCACAUUGUCACCAAAAGUGUUUGGUUGUGUUGCUUUUGUACAUAUUCAUGCACACCAAAGAGGAAAACUUGAUCCAAGAGCUUUAAAAUGUAUUUUUGUGGGAUACUCAAAUACAAAGAAAGGAUACAAGUGUUAUCAUCUACCUUCAAAAAAUUUUUUUACCUCCAUAGAUGUCACAUUUGUUGAAAAUGAACCUUACUCUCAAAGUAACAAUCCUCAUCUCCAGGGGGGGAGUUCUUGGGAAGAAAAGGAAUUUCUCCUUGAUUUUCAAAGUCCUACACUAAACUUGAAGUCUUUCAAACCUGACCAUACACCAAAUUCCAAAGGAGAACAUGCUAGCAGUGAACCUAAACCUGAAUUUGAAGUUGAACAUGCCAAUAAAGAAAUUGAACCUGAUCUUGGAGCUGAGAGAAAAACUGGUUUAAAUCCAACUACACCACUCAAGGUCUACUCAAGGAAGAAAGUUCAUAUUUCUUGUUGAAUAUAUCUAGAUAUGUGUGAUAUAUUAUACAUCAAUUAUAGGGAUUAGAUAGCCUGAUUAUUAGCCUGAUUAUCCUAGUUUAAUUAUAGGAAGUAGAUAGCUAAUUAUUCUAGCUUAAUUUUAGGAUCUUGAUAGCUUGAUUUUAGGAUCUAGAUUAUUUCAAUCUUGUAUAUAUAUGUCAGUUGUACUACUCACAAGAGGGGUGAAGAAAUGUUAUCCCAAAAUAUCUUCCUCUCUUGCUUCUUCUCUUUCAUGGUAUCAGAGCAAGUGAGAAAAAGAAAUUCGUUUUCUAAUCAUCCCACCCGGUGAUUUUACCAGGUGAUUUUCUUUAACCCAAUAUCAUUAUGUCUACAUCCGAUACAUCUAUAACAUCUACAUCUAAAUCCACAACUCCUCUCAUGGCCAAUCCAUCUAUUACUGGUUCUACUAUUAUUACUACCGAAAAACUAAAAGGCAGUAACUACUCUACUUGGGCUGCUGACGUUGAGCUAUGGUUUAUGGGACAAGGAUAUAGAGAUCAUCUUGCUACUAAACCUGAUGAUACUAUGACUGAUCCAUCCAAGUGGGAGCGAAUCGAUGCUCAAUUGUGUAGCAUGCUUUGGCAGACCAUUGAUUCUUCACUAAAGCAAAUUUUUUCGUCCACAUAAGACUUGCUUUAGUGUUUGGGAGCAGGCCAAAGCAUUAUACACUAAUGAUAUAUCUCAUGUUUAUGCCGUUUGUUCUGAUUUGAUGAGUCUCAUUGCACCUCGAAAACUUGAUAUGCCUAUGAGUUCUUACUUAGGCAGAAUUCAAGGGGUCCUUUCCGAUUUCAAUGAGUUGCUACCCCCUGCUGCAACUCAGCAGGAACAACUCUCUCAGCAAGGUACAUUUUUUAUGCUUUUGGCUCUCUUUGGAUUACCUGCAAAAUAUUCCACCAUUCGUGAUCAGAUUCUUGCUAGCCCCACAAUUCCUACUUUGUCUCAAGCUUUUUCAUGGCUGUUACGGCUCCCGGAUGAAUCAAAAUCAUCUUCGGAGACUAUCGUUGUUGAUUCAUCAGCUUUGGCAUCUCAAUCCAACCAAAGAGGAGGUCGUGGACGUGGCCGUGGUCGAGGUGGUUAUAAUGGUAACAAAAAUCGACCCUACUGUGACUAUUGUAAAAAGGUUGGCCACACAGAAGAUCGGUGUUGGCUCUUGCAUGGACGUCCUCCCCAACAAGUGGCGAAUAUUGUUCAAUCCGAACCUUGCGCAAGUUCAGAACCAACUUUCAAGCCCGAGUAUGAAGAUUUUGUGAAAUGGUUUACAGCCAAACAGUCUUCCACACCUACUGCCUCAGUUGUACACACUAGUAAUGUUAGCGCAUGUGUCUCUCAAUCUCCAUCUCUUGGCCCAUGGGUUUUAGAUUCUGCUGCCACAGAUCAUAUUUCUGGAUCGAGGUACGGGGCGGACGAUUGGCACAGGGCGUGAGUCUCAGGGACUUUAC
Coffea arabica (coffee) is the source of this 2557-nucleotide messenger RNA. Lineage: Eukaryota; Viridiplantae; Streptophyta; Magnoliopsida; Gentianales; Rubiaceae. The record is from RefSeq and is a predicted model, not a curated record.